UUUAUCUCUGCAGAACAGUUAACAAAAAAUGUGGAAGGCCACCACCGGUAUUCAAAUCCAGGCUGACAACACUGCCGAAGACGAUGACUGGGAAACUGAUCCAGAUUUUAUAAACGAUGUCAGUGAACAGGAACAAAGAUGGGGAUCGAAAACAAUAGAAGGCAGUGGUCGUACUGCAGGUGCAAUAGACAUGGAAAAACUGCGGGCUGAAACGGAACAGGCCGAUCAAGCUAAAAAGAAAAAAGAACUGGAAGAAAUCAACCCAGGUUAUGGCUAUGGUGGAAAAUAUGGCGUGCAAACUGAUCGUGUUGAUAAAUCUGCAGCCGGUUGGGAUCAUAUAGAAAAAGUAGAAAAACAUGCAUCGCAAAAAGAUUACGCUAAGGGCUUUGGUGGUAAAUUUGGUGUUCAACAGGAUCGUGUGGAUAAAUCUGCCGCUGGUUGGGAUCAUAUCGAAAAAGUGGAAAAGCAUGCGUCGCAAAAAGACUACGCCAAGGGCUUCGGUGGUAAAUUCGGUGUGCAGGAAGAUCGUAAAGAUGUUUCUGCUGUUGGUUGGGAUUAUCGGGAGGCGCCACAAAAACAUGAAAGUCAAGUUGAUCAUAAAAUUGGGUUCGGAGGCAAAUUUGGUGUACAAAAAGACCGAAUGGAUGCUUCUGCUGUUGCCUACGACGAUGGGGAAAAACAAAAAGUAGGCACAAAUUAUACCAAGACUAAACCCGUUAUCGAAGGAGUUAAACCCUCCAAUUUACGUGCUAAAUUUGAAAAUCUAGCCAAAAUGACAGAAGAGGAAAAUCGUAAAAAGGCUGAAGAGCAAAAACGAUUACGCGAAGCUAAAGAUAAACGCGAUCGUGAAGAGGCAGCCAAAAAGGUUGUGGUGGAAAAUCAACCUUUACCCCAAGCUGAUGAAGCAAAACAACCACCACCAAAGGGUGCUCGAUCGACCAUAGUCACUGGACGUGAAGGCGGCAUUGGUAAUGCCAUUAGCGCAUUUAAUCAAAUGCAAUCGCCUACAAAGGAGGAGGCGCCAGUUGUUCGCAAAGAACCAAUACACAUUCCCAGAGAACCCGUUAAGAGCGUAGUCAAUGAAAGUGAACCGAAAUUAGAGGAAAAACAACCACCUGUAGUGCCAGUAGAGCCAAAGGUAGAUGUCAUUGCUGCUCCUGUGGAACAAGAGGCCCCUAAAGCUGUUGCCCCACCACCUGAUCUGAUACCAUCUAUUGAAAUAGAUACAGUAGCGACACCACCCCAAAUACACUCCCCAGAGCCUGUGGAGACAGUUGCUGAAUCAGUUCCUGCUGUUGUUGAAGAGCCCCUAUAUCAAAAUCAAGCUGAAGUGCAACAAUCUAUUACAGAAGCUGCAGCAGCACAACAACAGUCUGAAGUUGAAGAUACCCCAGAAGUUGUAUCUGCUACUUCCGAAAAUUUAGCAGAUUACAUUGAAGACACAAAUAUUCAUGCGAUUGCUUUGUACGAUUAUCAGGCAAAUGAUGAUGAUGAAAUUUCAUUUGAUCCGGAUGAUGUUAUUACCCACAUUGAAAUGAUUGAUGAAGGUUGGUGGCGUGGUCUGUGUAAAAAUCGUUAUGGUCUUUUCCCAGCUAACUAUGUGCAAGUUAUAAAUAAUAAAAAUGAUUCCUAA
Messenger RNA from Musca vetustissima, 1633 nucleotides. It is a transcript of the gene Cortactin, whose product is annotated as hematopoietic lineage cell-specific protein. Gene Ontology annotation, cellular component: cortical actin cytoskeleton; actin filament; plasma membrane. The record is from RefSeq and is a predicted model, not a curated record. The transcript is spliced from 4 exons. The coding region runs from base 29 to 1633 and encodes 534 amino acids. Gene Ontology annotation, biological process: regulation of actin filament polymerization. Lineage: Eukaryota; Metazoa; Arthropoda; Insecta; Diptera; Muscidae. Gene Ontology annotation, molecular function: actin filament binding.